UCUGCGACGUCGUGCGGGGCGGCGGCGUCAGCGGCAGCGGCGGUGGCGCUGCCUUGCUGCCAGGGCUGCCAACCUCGCGCCUCGCUGCAGGUGCUGCCCCCGAGCUGCGACCGGGAGACGUCGGCCCUUCGCGCCGAGAUGGAAGCUCUGCGCGCGGAGCUCAGCCGCGCCAACACGCGCGUGCAGGUGCUGCUCGAGUCCGAGCGCCACCUCAAGGACAGACUAGCCUCUGUGGCUUCUGCACCUGUCUCUCCCUGUGGAGGUGCCCUGUCUGGAGGGGAGAGGCUGGUGCGUUGCUAUGCCAACCUAUACACAUCUGCAAGAGUUGAUGCUUUGGAUGCUCUCGACAACCUGCCACCCCUAAAGGAUGCAGAUGAACUUAAGUCUAAAAUUUUGUUUUCAGUCGUUGUGCUGGCAUUCCGAGCUGCUCAGUCCUUACUGCUUCUGAAGAAGGACCAUGUUCGUCGAGUGCUGCACAUACCUCCACCUACCCAGACCCCAGCGGGAGCAUCACUGCAAUCCCAAGCGCCCUCAGACCCUGCUGCUGUUGAGUUGGAACUGAGUGUUGCUUCAUAUCUGAGGAGGACUGUUGACAACUUUGAUUUGAGUAAAAGUUGUGAGGAAGUUCUGUCACAAAUCUGGGCAACCCUGUAUGACUACCCAUGUCUGAAAAAUUGCCCUGGUCUAGUGCAGUAUGUUAAGGAUGCUGUAAGACUUGCAUGGAGUCUUGUCAAUCAGACACCUCCAUAUGUUUUGGAAUAUGAACAAAGAAUGUUGAGAAAAGAUGUGCAUGUCCGAUUUCAUUCAUCAAAUCAAGAAAGUGAUCAAAUUCGCACGUACUUAUGGCCUGCUUUACUUGAGGGAACUGGUGGGCCGUGUGUUCACAAAGCUGUGGUAAUCACAUGAUUUUGGCUUAUAUCUAUACAGAUACUUUGGUUUAUGGAAAUUGCUAUAUUAUAUCACAUUUUACAACAGUUUAACAAGAAUUUUCUGAUACCCACCGAUCUGAGAGAUGAUUUUUGAUAUGUUACUUCUUCAAUAAAUUGCCACAUUUCAAUGUUUAAAGUAGAGAAGUCAUGUUUUACAAAUAUAUGUAUUUUGCCCAUAUUUAUUAGUUGAAUAUAAUAAUGGCAGUACAGUAUUUAUGGAAUAUAAAUUCCUUGAUUGUUAUUUUGUGUAAAUAAGUUGAGAAUAUAUAUAUUUGGUUGUGUAAACUUUAAACUUAUACACAUGUGAUAUUUAAAUAUUACCUUACUAUUUUUGUUGGAUUGUUCCCAGAAGAGAAUGGUUUCAAUUUAUCAUUUUUAAAUGAAAUAUAUUGACCAAUAAAUGAAGCAUUCACUUCUUUUCUUUGAUUUUGUUUUUUCUUAGUGUUAUUAGAGCUGAGAAACAAACAUUAUUCAAGUUGUGCUUCACUCAGUAGAUAUAAGUUCCCUAAUGUCAUAGAGCCAUGUAAUGGUAUUGUAUAAAUAUUAACAAAUCAAUGUAUAAUAUUUGCUUGUACAUUAUUUCCAUUUGUAUAAUAUUACUGUAAGAUAAAUAAUAUUAUUCGAACUACUAUUAAAUUGUUAUUAAGUUAGAGAAAGAAGAAAUUAAAUAAAAAAAUCAGCAAUUGUUCUAACCAGUAGGCCAUUAUAUAUGUGACAAAUGUAAAAAGAAAUUCUAAGAAAAAAAAAUCAAGUUUAAAUUACCUGUAAUAUAACAUCUGAAUAAAUUU
Messenger RNA from Gryllus bimaculatus (two-spotted cricket), 1717 nucleotides. The record is from the annotation of a GenBank genome assembly. NCBI's taxonomy places the organism in Eukaryota, Metazoa, Arthropoda, Insecta, Orthoptera, Gryllidae.